GGCUCCCAAGGAGCUGCUUGGUCCUCUCUUGCCUCCAAAUGAUGAUGUGUCGGUGUAUGUCGUGUACAGGCAGUUACUUCCGCGUUGCAUCUGUGUUAGGUUGUGAUUGGAAGUGGAGCUCAUUGAACUACCCACAGAAAAUGGAAAUAUAGAGGUUUAUUUAGUACCUGUUUCUCAAACUCAUUCUCGUGAGCUUCUAUUUCAUUGCAUGUAUUUGUAAGUCAGAGAAGCAGCUACAAGGUACGAGCCAAACAAAAAAGGAACAGGCUAGCUUCAUAGCUAGCUCCCUAGACAGGUGGGCUGUCAGUGGCCGCAGGAGAGUUUGGUGGAAAAUGGAUUUCGUCUGUGAAAUAGUUCAAGCUCUCGUCGCCUUAGCGGCUUUUGCUUUAAUUGUGGUUCUUGUAAUAGCCCAUUUAACUGCAAAGAUGGUGGACUUGACACGCCAUGAAAAGGAGAAAUACUUCCUUACUGCCACCGGGGAGAAGGAGCCUUUCCCCAGUCUGCAUGAUCCCCACUCCAGAGAGCUCUCUGUGGUGAUCCCAGCCUACAACGAGGAGCUCAGAAUGCCUGUGAUGCUGGAUGAAGCUAUUGAGUACUUGGAAAACAGACAGAAGCAAACCCCCUCUUUUACCUACGAGGUCAUCGUGGUUGAUGAUGGCAGCAGAGACAAAACCACAGAGGUUGCUCUAAACUACAUGAAGAAGUACAGUGCAGAAAAAGUUCGAGUGCUGACUCUGGUGAAGAACCGGGGGAAAGGAGGAGCUGUGCGGAUGGGAACUCUGAGCUCCAGAGGGAAGUUAAUUCUGAUGGCAGAUGCAGAUGGGGCCACAAAGUUUGCUGACAUUGAAAAAGUGGAGGCUGGACUUAAAGAACUUAAUCCAGGGCCGGAGAACUUGGCUAUUUCAUGUGGCUCCAGAGCUCAUCUAGAAGAAAAGUCUGUAGCUCAGAGAUCUGUGUUUCGUACAUUUCUUAUGUAUGGCUUCCACUUCCUGGUGUGGUUCUUCUGUGUGAGGGGCAUCCGGGACACACAAUGUGGUUUCAAGCUUUUCACACGAGACGCUGCUCUCAAGACCUUCUCCUCACUUCACGUAGAGCGAUGGGCCUUUGAUGUGGAGCUACUGUACAUUGCUCAGUGUUUUAAAAUCCCCAUAGCUGAGGUUGCGGUCAACUGGACUGAAAUAGAAGGGUCCAAGCUGGUCCCAUUUUGGAGUUGGCUACAGAUGGGACUGGACCUGAUUUUCAUCCGCCUGCGCUACAUUACUGGAGCCUGGAAACUGCAGCCACAAAAUAAGACUGAUUAGCCAAUCAGAGAAGCCCUUGACUAGUAGAGACAACCUAUGAUCGGACCAUGGAGCCUUUCAGUGAGCUGGGAGUACAACUGUGUAAAUCUUUCACUGUAAUCACGACUAAUGAGCAAAGAAUGCGUUUUCUUUUUCCAGACUUUGCUAUCUGAGAGGUAAUAGAACAGUUGUCGGCUCCUCGUGGUCCUGCCUUUUUAUGUGGAUGUUGGUAUGUUACUGCCAAAGUUCCAAAUGACUUUGUGUUGCCACGCCAUACAGGAAGUCUGUAUGUAUCCGUAUACUGAGUUACUUAUUGUUUAUCAUGUGUCCAACCAGCUGUAAAUGAAAUGCUUGUAGUGAAAUGUGGAGGAUCACGUCAGUGAUCGUCAUUGUCAGAGGGAGAGCGACUGUUUUGUGUGUUUUUUCAGCAGGAGGGCAUUUUGUGGAGAAUGUAAGAUGACUGUGGGUUGAUGGGCUGAAACAAAUUAAAUAAAAAGUAAAUGACAUAUUUUUAAUAACUGAUGUGAACAUACUUACUCAAGUUGCAGCGGUUGAUGAAUGACUUCUUAACGAGC
Messenger RNA from Menidia menidia (Atlantic silverside), 1855 nucleotides. Lineage: Eukaryota; Metazoa; Chordata; Actinopteri; Atheriniformes; Atherinopsidae. The record is from the annotation of a GenBank genome assembly.